Messenger RNA from Magallana angulata, 2657 nucleotides. RefSeq lists its product as uncharacterized. The record is from RefSeq and is a predicted model, not a curated record. The transcript is spliced from 17 exons. Lineage: Eukaryota; Metazoa; Mollusca; Bivalvia; Ostreida; Ostreidae. Bases 63 to 2657 code for a protein of 864 amino acids.
GUUUUUAAACCGAAAGUAGGUUUUUCAUGAGAAGCUUGCAGAGCUGAAAACAGUUUGAAGGAAUGGCAACUUCUGAGGAACCAAUCAGACAACUUCUGAGUCGCCCCGACCUAAAUGAGAUGUGUAAAAAUCUACCAGAUUACCUUACGAGUGCUCAGCAUCAGUAUCAAAACCUUCUUGAGUAUCUCCGAAAGCUAAAACAAGACUACCCAGAAAAGGCCAAGAUGUUAGAGAGAAAAGGAAAAUCAACUAAAACAAAGAAUGCAGACUUUAGCGCAACUUUGACAAAGGAUAAAGAGAUAUCUGCUUUAUACACUGUGUUGAAUGUGACAGAAUCAAAAGAGGAAGAGUGGGACGAGUUUUAUUAUCUUUUGAAUGCAAGAUACUUCUUAAAAGAGGCUUAUGGUCAUGAUGCAAAAGCAUUUUCUACCAGUUGUGAUAGACAAACAAUGGGCACCGUUUUAGGAUCAGGCAACAACCCGACCCAUCAGAAUAUAGGAGGCCGUCCUGCCUCAAGGUCUUUUACACAGGGAAUGGCGAAUGCUUCGGGUAUGUCCAUGAACAUCUCUGAUCCCCAAAACACACACCAUGGACUUUCUGGAGAACGUGGAAGGGGAAAAGCAGACCGGGCGCCCAACACAGGAAAGUCUGAAAUUCAACUAACGACCAAAACAGGAACGUCUGAAAAACAGCAAACAGAUCUCCAAAAAGAUAACCGCCAUUUACCCACACAUCAAUCCGCGCACACAGAGAAGAUGACAACACAUCCAACACAUGCUGAUGGUCAUGGUGCAAUAGCAUCUCCUACUAGUUCUGACAGACAGACAAUGGGCAUCGUUUUAGGAUCAGAGAACAGCCCCACCCAUCAGAAUAUAGGAGGUCGUCCUGAUUCACAGUCUUUUACACAGGGAAUGGCGAUUGGAUCUGAUAUGUCCAAGAACAUUUCUGAUCCUCGAAAAACAUACCAUGGAUGUUCAGGAGAACCUGGAAGACAAAAACCAGAACAGCCGACUAAAACAGGAAAGAAUGAAAUCCAACCAACGGUUAAAGCAGGAAAGCCAGAAAGACAACAAACAGAUAGUACAACUGGAGAUAUCGUCAACGCUGAGCGCGAGGUAGAAAGGCCAAUUUCUCAACUUCUUUCAACGAGAAGGUCAAAGGAAGCUGAAACGGCGUAUCAGAAACUUCUGGAUAAUCAGAAACGUAGGUUCAAAGAUCGUCAGAAUUUACAGACGUAUAAAAAAUCUACUGAUAUCGAUAUCGAAGACAUAACAGAUGAACAGAGAAAACAAUCACCAGGUUUAUUUGAUUAUCUGAAGGACACAUUUGAAAAAACAAAAGACAAAUCACAAGAAUUAGUUAAAAGAGCAUUGUAUGAAUUCAUAAUUCUAACUGGUGCCUCAUAUGAUCCUCCAGCAGAUAAAAAAACAAAGGGGGCGUCGGCCGCUGCACCCAAUUAUCCGAAAAAAGAUGUGCCUUGUGCCUCGGUCAAUAAUGUGAAUAAAAUAUCACAAUCGGAGUAUGCAAAGUUGAAGCCAAUACAGAAGGCAUUGAAUAAACUUAAACUGACUUGUACAGAUUUGACGGCGGCAGAAAAACAGUAUUAUCAGUUGUUCAAACGAGACGAAAACUUUAAAAGGAGAUUUCCUGAACAACACAGAGAACUGCAAGUUUUCAUGACAGACCCAGAAGAAUGCGCUAUAGCUUCUUACGAAGCUUUGUAUUCUGCUCUAAGAAGGUUACAAAAAACGGAUCCCUUAUACAGAGAGGCGUGGGAGGAAUUCUUUUUUCUUAUAACAUCUGAACAACAAUUUAUUAUUGCAGAAAGCUGUGGCAAACUUACCCAGACCGUUUAUAACAAACAUAGCGAUACUAUGGUGAUACCACGCAAAUCAUACGAAGAGCUUCAAAAUGAACUCGUGGAGAAAAUUAAACAGAUCGACGAAUUGACAUCAAGAUUAAGCAAGUUUGCUAGCCAGCAGCUGACGGCGGGCAAUCCUAACAUAGCAGACCUGAGUGACAAGCAUCGGCCUACAAAGAUUGGCGAGUUCUACAGUGAGCUGUACGACAACGAGUGGUCGGAGGCGUUCGAAGUGAUCAAACCCCUGGUAUACCCUAACGCUACUGAGGAUCCAGACACCGAGUAUUUUGAAGAAGUCCUCCGGAUUCUAAAAAAUAUUUUAAUGGCUGCGUAUGAGUUUUCUGCUGAGAGAACAGAAAAACAUCUCGAAGACAUUAAACUAACAUUACUUGGAACUAUAACGGACCAGGAAAAAGAUAAAGCAAAAGGAACAGAGUACGACCGGUUUGUGACUGAACACGCCAUGAAGUACAGGAAGGAGGCAGCGGCUUACGCCAUCAAAAUGGCCUCAAAGGUGUUCAAACAGGAUGGUUUGCAGAAAUUCUUAAAGCAAAAAUCGGAGGAUCCCAAAUUACUUGCUUACGUCGACAAAUGCGUCGAACUAACAUGGUAUAUGCGCAUUCAAGAUCCACCAAUGCACUUACACUGUCUUCAAGAAAAGGAAACAAUUUCUAAAGCUGAGUUUGCAUUUCACGGACGAAAGGGGAAAACCACUUUGGUGUGUGUUUGGCCAGCCCUGCUUCUCUUUAAUGGAGGUCAUUUGGUGACAAAAGGUCAUGUUUUGCCGGAGGAGUAA